Molecule: messenger RNA, 1834 nt
Organism: Oryza brachyantha (malo sina)
Lineage: Eukaryota; Viridiplantae; Streptophyta; Magnoliopsida; Poales; Poaceae
Product: amino acid permease 3-like
Exons: 4
Coding region: 100-1590 (496 amino acids)
Cellular component (GO): plasma membrane
Source: RefSeq, a predicted model, not a curated record
CCCGCCAUCCUCCAGAAAAAAAAAAAAAAAAAGAAGAAAACUUUGAACGCGAGUCUUCGCGCCACUCACUCUGCUCAGGUGUUUGUGGCUGGUGCAGAGAUGGGGGAGAACGGUGUGGUGGCGGUGAAGCUGUGCUACCCGGCGGCGGCCACGGAGGUGACCGCCGCCGAGCUCGGCCACACGGGCGGCUCCAAGCUGUACGACGACGACGGCCGCCUCAAGCGCACCGGGACGAUGUGGACGGCGAGCGCGCACAUCAUCACGGCGGUGAUCGGCUCCGGCGUGCUGUCGCUGGGGUGGGCGAUCGCGCAGCUCGGCUGGGUGGCCGGCCCGGCCGUCAUGCUGCUCUUCUCCUUCGUCACCUACUACACCUCCGCGCUGCUCGCCGACUGCUACCGCUCCGGCGACGAGAGCAGCGGCAAGCGCAACUACACCUACAUGGACGCCGUGAACGCCAACCUGAGUGGCAUCAAGGUCCAGGUCUGCGGUUUCUUGCAGUACGCCAACAUCGUCGGCGUCGCCAUCGGCUACACCAUUGCCGCCUCCAUUAGCAUGCUAGCGAUCAAGCGGGCCAACUGCUUCCACGUCGAGGGGCACGGCGACCCGUGCAACAUCUCGAGCACGCCGUACAUGAUCAUCUUCGGCGUGGCGGAGAUCUUCUUCUCGCAGAUCCCGGACUUCGACCAGAUCUCGUGGCUGUCCAUCCUCGCCGCCGUCAUGUCGUUCACCUACUCCACCAUCGGGCUCGGCCUCGGCGUCGUGCAGGUUGUGGCAAACAAGGGAGCAAAGGGCAGCUUCACCGGCAUCAGCAUCGGCGUGGUGACGCCCAUGGACAAGGUGUGGCGGAGCCUGCAGGCGUUCGGCGACAUCGCCUUCGCCUACUCCUACUCCCUCAUCCUCAUCGAGAUCCAGGACACCAUCAAGGCGCCGCCGCCGUCGGAGUCGAAGGUGAUGCGCCGCGCCACCAUCGUCAGCGUCGCCGUCACCACGCUCUUCUACAUGCUCUGCGGCUGCAGCGGCUACGCGGCGUUCGGCGACGAGGCCCCCGGGAACCUCCUCACCGGGUUCGGCUUCUACGAGCCGUUCUGGCUCCUCGACGUCGCCAACGCCGCCAUCGUCGUCCACCUCGUCGGCGCCUACCAGGUGUACUGCCAGCCGCUGUUCGCCUUCGUGGAGAAGUGGGCGCAGCAGAGGUGGCCCAAGUCGCGGUACAUCACCGGGGAGAUCGACGUCCCGCUCCCCCUCCCCUCCUCCUCCGGCGCCGGCCGCCGGUGCUUCCGGCUCAACCUCUUCCGCCUCACGUGGAGGUCGGCGUUCGUGGUGGUGACGACGGUGGUGUCGAUGCUGCUGCCCUUCUUCAACGACGUCGUCGGCUUCCUCGGCGCGCUCGGCUUCUGGCCGCUCACCGUCUACUUCCCCGUCGAGAUGUACAUCGUGCAGAAGCGGAUACCUAAGUGGAGCACGCGGUGGGUGUGCCUGCAGCUGCUCAGCCUCGCCUGCCUCAUCAUCACCGUCGCCUCCGCCGCCGGCUCCGUCGCCGGCAUCAUCUCCGAUCUCAAGGUCUACAAGCCGUUCGCCACCACCUACUAAUCAAUCGUACACGAUACCACGUCAAUGAUGAAGUACAGAUGAUUGCCUAAUUAAUUGUCCUAAUUAAACAGCCGAAUUAACUAAUUAAUUAGUUAUUAUUAUCACACUUGUGAUUGAAAGGGGAAAAAAAAAGGAAAAGAGAAAUGUGAGACAGAUUGCAUAGAGUGUUGGUAUGCUUUUGUUGCUUGUAUACUGGCUGUAUUAAUUCCACCGAUGCUACUAAUUUUCAUUGUUUCUGGUCCAA